AUGGGAAAACAUGCGUACAAGUUGUUAAUUGCUGCCACAGGAAGCGUCGCUGCUUUAAAAAUUCCUGUUUUGUUAAAAUCUCUCACGGAACUGAGUUCUAGUGACGAGAGUUCGUAUAAUUUUGAGGUUCGUGUCAUUGUGACAGAGCAUGCGAAACAUUUUUUUGACUUGUCAGAGCUGCCGCCAGAGGUUUUGGUGUAUGACGACAAAUCAGAAUGGGACGCUUGGCAACAGAGAGGAGAUCCUGUGCUACAUAUAGAUCUUGGGAAAUGGGCUGAUAUGAUGGUCAUAGCUCCCUUGGAUGCUAAUACAUUAGCCAAAAUGGCACAGGGACUCUGCGAUAACCUUGUAACAUGCACGACUAGGGCAUGGGAUAUCAGAAAACCACUUUUAUUUUGUCCUGCUAUGAACACAAGAAUGUGGGAACAUCCUAUUACCAGUAAGCAAGUUGCAUUGUUAAAGGAAUGGGGUCACAUAGAUAUACCACCCAUUAGUAAAACUCUAAUGUGUGGAGAUACUGGAGUCGGAGCUAUGGCAGAAGUGCCAGUCAUUGUUGAUACAAUAAAAAAGUUAUCUUCCUCACAAAAUUGA
This is a messenger RNA of Diatraea saccharalis (sugarcane borer), 591 nucleotides long. Lineage: Eukaryota; Metazoa; Arthropoda; Insecta; Lepidoptera; Crambidae. The record is from the annotation of a GenBank genome assembly.